GGAAGUUAGGGGAGGCCCCGCCCCCUGCCGGGGUCUCUGUGGAGCCGCGGACGCGCUGGCUUUGAGCAUCCCUGGCGGGCUAAGCGGGAGACCCUGGCGCUGCGGCUCCCGCGCCCGCGGCUCUGCCCUCCUUGGACAUGGCCAGCUCCGGAGAGGACAUGCCUAGUGAUGGCGACGUGCCCCCUGCCGCGGUCGCAGUGGCAGGCGGUGCCCACCUGCUGGGCUUCUCCGAUGAGAUCCUCCUGCACAUCCUGACCCACGUCCCCAGCACAGACUUGGUUCUGAACGUCCGGCGCACCUGCCGGAAGCUCGCAGAGCUGUGUCUGGACAAGAGCCUCACCCACACUGUGCUGCUGCAGAAGGACUACGAGGUGAGCGAGGAUAAGGUGAGGCAGCUGGUGAAGGAGAUCGGCCGGGAGAUCCAGCAGCUGAACUUGGCCGGCUGCUACUGGCUGCCAGGCGCCACCAUCGAGCACGUGGCCCGCUGCCACAGCCUGGUGAAGGUGAACCUCUCGGGCUGCCCCCUGACCUCCCUGCGCCUCUCCAAGAUGCUGUCGGCCCUACAGCACCUGCGCUCGCUGGCCAUCGACGUGAGCCCCGGCUUCGAUGCCAGCCAGCUGAGCGGUGAGUGCAAGGCCACGCUGAGCCGCGUGCAGGAGCUCAAGCAGACGCUGUUCACGCCCUCCUACGGCGUCGUGCCCUGCUGCACCAGCCUCGAGAAGCUGCUGCUCUACUUUGAGAUCCUGGACCGCACGCGCGAGGGUGCCAUCCUGUCCGGCCAGCUCAUGGUGGGCCAGAGCAACGUGCCCCACUACCAGCACCUGCGCGUCUUCUACGCCCGCCUGGCUCCCGGCUACAUCAACCAGGAGGUGGUGCGGCUGUACCUGGCGGUGCUUAGCGACCGCACGCCCGAAAACCUGCACGCCUUCCUCAUCUCUGUCCCCGGCAGCUUCGCUGAAAGCGGGGCAACCAAGAACCUCCUGGACUCCAUGGCCCGCAACGUGGCACUGGAUGCCCUGCAGUUGCCCAAGUCCUGGCUCAACGGCUCGUCUCUGCUGCAGCACAUGAAGUUCAACAAUCCCUUCUACUUCAGCUUCAGCCGCUGCGCCCUGUCCGGCGGCCACCUGAUCCAGCGCGUCAUUGACGGAGGGAAGGACCUCCGCAGCCUGGCGAGCCUGAACCUCAGCGGCUGCGUCCACUGCCUGUCCCCAGACUCCCUGCUGCGCAAGGCGGAGGACGACAUCGACAGCGGCAUCCUGGAGACGCUGGUGACGACCUGCAGCAACCUGCGGCACCUCAACCUCUCAGCUGCCCACCACCACAGCGCCGAGGGCCCGGGCAGGCACCUGUGCCAGCUGCUGGCCCGGCUGCGCCACCUGCGCUCCCUUUCCCUGCCCGUCUGCUCCGUCGCUGACUCGGCGCCACGUGCUGACCGCGCGCCGGCCCAGCCUGCCAUGCACGCCGUGCCCUGCGGCUUUGGCAAGAAGGUCCGAGUUGGUGUGCAGGCGUGUCCCGUCCCCUUCUCGGGGCAGGCGGGCCCCCAGCCUUCCUCCGUGUUCUGGUCUCUGCUGAAGGACGUGCCCUUCCUGGAACGCCUCGAGCUGAUCGGGUCCAACUUCUCCUCCGCCAUGCCGCGCAAUGAGCCCGCCAUCCGCAACUCCCUGCCUCCCUGCAGCCGGGCACAGAGCGUCGGGGACUCGGAGGUGGCUGCCAUCGGCCAGCUGGCCUUCCUGCGGCACCUGACGCUGGCCCAGCUGCCCAGCAUUCUGACGGGCUCCGGGCUGGUCAGCAUCGGCCUACAGUGCCAGCAGCUCCAGUCCCUGUCGCUGGCCAACCUGGGCAUGAUGGGGAAGGUGGUCUACAUGUCUGCCCUCUCGGACAUGCUGAAGCAUUGCAAGCGGCUGAAGGACCUCAGGCUGGAGCAGCCCUACUUUAGCGCCAAUGCCCAGUUCUUCCAGGCGUUGAGCCAGUGCUCCGCGCUUCAGCGUCUGUGCCUCGUCUCCCGCAGCGGUACUCUGCAGCCCGAGGCCGUGCUGGGCUUCAUGGCCCGCUGCCUGCAUGUCGUCGUGUGCCACAUGUUCACUGGGGAGUCUCUCGCCACCUGCAAGAGCCUGCAGCAGUCCCUCCUCCGAAGUUUCCAGGCCGAGCGGCCCGCGCUGAACGUUGUCAUCUUCCCUCUGCUGCACGAGGGCCUGACCGAUGUCAUCCGGGACGUCCCCAUGGUACACCUGGACGAGAUCACCUUAUUUAAAAGCAGAGUGGCCGAAGAGCCGCCAAACCUGUGGUGGUGACAGGGACGGCUAGCCUGGGCGAAGCUGCUUCCAUCGCCCAAGCCUCGCCACCCGCCGUCUGUCGUCUCCGUGGCCGAGGAAGCAGGACUGCCUGGACGGGCGUGUGGCCUCUGGCCGCAGUGUCACUGAUGCACGUUGCGUGUCCACAGACCCCCGGGGAGCCUGUCGGACACCAGACCUCUGGCUGAGGAAGGGAGCCCUCUGCCCCGGCCAUCCUGCACACCCAUCCUUUCCCCGGGGCUUCUGAUGCUUCCUCUUGCUUUUUCCUGUGAGGACUUGUCUCCCUGUGAAGUUUGGGUUGAGAUGGAGUGAAGAGCAUAGGCGGGAAGAACCGGCUGUCGGCCACUCAGGCCCAGCCGUGGGCAUCCUUCACCUGACACAUGGAACAUGCGUGCUGACUCCUUGGGGCCCUGACCAGGUCCCCAGGGCGCCGCACAGCCCCAAUGCUGCUCCCCCCACUUCACCCAGGAGUGUCCCUCUGCUCAUGUGUUCCUGGUCACCUACAUGAGGGGUGACCUGGGGCCCAGUGCUGGGGGUGACCGUGCGUGUGUGUGGACACGCUCACCCUGUGAGGUGUUCACACUGCUGUCCUCGAUGGCCAGGCCAGUGACCGUGGGCCCGGGGGCCCCGGGGCCCCGCCUCGGUUGGCUUUGGGUGUGAUGCAGUGAGGCGCUGUAGCUCGGGGCUGUCCUUCUCAGAGAGACACGUUUUCACCCAGUUAUGUCUCCGGUAUGUUUAUAGCCAGGAGAUGUCGGAUGAAGCAGGGCCAGUGCGGGCAGGGACCCCUGGGGCAGGGGCUGCCAGGAUGGGUUGUCGGCUUCGGAGGCUGGAGCCCCCCUGGAAGAUCUGUAUUUCUGGGGAAAUACAGAAGCACAAGGCUUCAUUAGAAAAACUUGAAAGGAAGUUUAAGGCUGAGUAGUGAUCAGAUUACCCCAUUUCAGAUAGCUUUAUUUAGCACUUUAAAAAAAUUCAGUGCAGCUAUUCCAAAAAUGAGGACCAACCUCCAGUGUCCAAGGCCUCCCUGUGUGCCCAGCUGCCGCCUCUGCCUUCUCCACUGCAAGACCCUCCCCAGACCUGGCAUCUGUGGCUGGGGGCCCCUGACACUCAGGGGACAUGGGGUGGCUUCGGCCAGGGCGCCUCAGUCUCCACAGGGCUGCCCCCCCAGGACCUUCAUGCCUGCCUCCCUCACCCUCUCGGCUGGGGGUGCAGAGCCCACCAGGCCCUGCUCACACUGCUGGUGCCCAUGCUCUGUGGCCUUCAGCCUGGCCAUCUUUCUACUCUGUUUCCAUGGUGACGGUCACCCCCAUUCUCUGUAGCGUGUCCUGCAGUAUACCUGCUAUGAAAGGACCAGGGACUUGGCCCCUGGGCAUUCCUUUGCCUGCCCUUCCCUGGGUUCUUGAGGGGCCAACAGUUCAGCAGCCCCCACCCCACCAGGCGGAGGGGUCCAGGAAGCCUUUCGACGGUGGCCACAGCACAUGGGCACUCCUGGCCUGGGGACGCAGGGCCUCCCUGUGCUCUCAUCUUCCUUAGCGCCCAGCAACUCCGGUUUUGCUCCGCGUCCCCUGAUGAGUGGACGGUGUUUGCACAGGGGAGCUGGGCUGAUCAUGCCUCUCCUUCACCCUGCUUUUCUUGCCACGGGUGCAGUCAUCUCUUCUGCCCCCAUCCUGGGCUACAGCUGGUGGCUCUCUGCCUCCAGGCCAGUGUCUGGUGGAGUCCCCCACCAGACUCCAGCCUUCACCUUCGCCUGAGAGCCACAACCUGGAUCCGUCUCUUCUGACCUCACAGGCACAGGAAAGGCUGCCCUGGGCCCCAGGUAGGGCCACGGUCCCUGAUAGGACCACACGGCUGUGGGCGAGGGUCUGAGAGGUGUGGGAGGGCCCUCCUCCCAGAUUUCUGGGCAUUUCUUUCAGAUGGCGCCUAGAGACCACCAGGCAAGGGUGAUCAGGAAGGGUGAUGUGGGGACUGACCACUUCUUGUCCUCAAAGCAAGAGUGUGGCUGGUCACAGCUUGACAGGCAAGGGGGACACAGCCCAGGACGGAGGCAGGACCCUCAUGGACCAGGCCCGGCCCACCCCCUGGACCCUGGAUGGCUCUAGGUGCCCUUCUCCUUUUAUCUAGAGCCACCUGGGCUCAGGUACAGGAGUGACCUUCUCACCGGGAAUUUGUGCAGAGGCUGCGGUUGUGUUUUCUCGCUCUCGCCUGGACGGCUGUUGUCAUG
Messenger RNA from Rhinolophus ferrumequinum (greater horseshoe bat), 4509 nucleotides. RefSeq names its product F-box and leucine rich repeat protein 18 (gene FBXL18). Gene Ontology annotation, cellular component: SCF ubiquitin ligase complex. The transcript has 5 exons. Gene Ontology annotation, biological process: SCF-dependent proteasomal ubiquitin-dependent protein catabolic process. The coding region runs from base 138 to 2291 and encodes 717 amino acids. The record is from RefSeq and is a predicted model, not a curated record. Gene Ontology annotation, molecular function: protein binding. NCBI's taxonomy places the organism in Eukaryota, Metazoa, Chordata, Mammalia, Chiroptera, Rhinolophidae.